UGGAUUGGGGGAGCUGGGUGAUGGCGAAGGCCCCACACGCACCAGGCAGUGUCCUGGCCGCUGGAAGGCCAGCGUGCCCUGGCCUUCCUUUCUCCUGCGAGGGGAAAACUGCUUUGGAGAUGCCCCCAUCCUGCGGGCGAGCGUCAUGCCCACAGCCCAGAGCCCCUUUCGGGUGCAGCCUGGGGAAGGAGUAAAUGGGUGGGAGAAGGAACUGGAGGCUGGGAUCGUUUGUUAUAACUUCUACUGAGUAACUGAGACCUUGUGGACUUCACACAACAUAGGCUUUUGAGCUCUGUCCAGUGAUGCCCUCCUACCAGGGGUGGCAUUAGGGGGCAGAAAGUGGGGCAGUUGCCAGGGUUAGAUGAUCAAGCUUUGGUUUGAGCCCCGGGUGGCGGGGUUCGGGCUUGGACUCCUUAGUUUCUGGCCUGGGCGCCAGCAAUCUAAUGCCGGCCCUGCCUCCCACCUACCCACACGCCUUUCCGUUCACUUUGGUACAAUUGCACAAAGAACAUAUUUCAGAUCCUUUCUCUCCCAAAAGGAGACCAUGGAUUCAGAUAAAGUCUACCGCUGUGGAACAAAGACCUGAAACACAGCUGAGACAGAAACACACAAAAGCAAAAAUAAUCUAAACGAAAGCUGCGCACAUUGUUACGUUACCUCUGUUGUGCCUACUUAUUGCAGGAUGCAGUAGAUCUGAUCAAAACAUUCAUCCAUACAGACAAAGGUUGACUAGUGUCAGGUAGGAAUGGCUACCGAUGUACAAGGUAGCUGUAAAAUACAAACGAAAAAAGCCUUUUAAGAGUGCAGAAUGCAUUUUUGUUAUGAACGCUAAGGUAAUUGAUCUUUGUUUAAUCAGUCGAAGGUAAUCAGUUGAAUUGAUCUUAAACUGCUUUUAAUUUUAAGGUAUGUCUAUUGGAUGUUUGUGAAAAAGUUUAUUUGCAAAUAGAACAAUUUAAAAGGCUGUUUUGAUUUGCAGAAGCUUCAUAAAAUGUUAAAAACUACAGAUAUUUACAUCUGAGACCUCCUAACAAGAUAUUUUCAAGAACCAUACAGAAAAUGCUGACUGUAAAUAUUCAAAUUUCAAGGAAUUAAAACUAGAUAGAUUAUAUUCUAACUGGAUUUCUGAAAAUGAGUGGCACCACCGCUGUCCUCUGUCUCUAUCUUGUUUAUGGAUUAAUGCAACAGAUGGAAGCCUCUGUCCUGAGCUGCAUUCCCAGAAAAACAGUAACAUACCAAAAUGGAAAUAUAAAAACUUUUAUGAAACCAGGAUUAUCCAAUUUUUCCACACUCUUGGUGAGUGAAGAAACUGAUAUCUUAUUUGUUGGAGCCAGAGAUGCUAUAUUUGCACUUGACUUGAAUGACAUCUCAAGAGAAAUAGCCAGUGAGGACUGGUUCGCAACAAGGGAUAGACAAUUGGAAUGCAUUCGCAGAGGAAAGGACAAAGUAGAUUGCCGAAACUACAUCCUCCUCCUUCACAAGAUAAAUGACACUAACUUAUAUGUUUGUGGAACCAAUGCAUUUUACCCAGCUUGUGAUUACAUGGUCAUCAACAGUACAGAUAUUCAUCUGCAAGGGAAAGCUGAAGAAAGCAGAGGAAGAUGUCCUUUUGAACCUACUCUGAAGUAUGCUUCUCUGUUAGUUGAUAGUGCAUUUUAUUCAGCCACUUCAAACAACUUCUUGGGCACUGAGCCUAUUAUACUUCGCAGUUUGAGAAACCAUCUAAGGACAGAGUUUAAAGCAUCUUGGCUAAAUGAGCCCAGCUUUGUCUAUAUGGAUAUAGUGCGGGAAAGUGAAUCUAAUCCAGAUGGAGAUGAUGAUAAAAUUUAUGUGUUCUUCACUGAAACAGCUGUUGAAUUUGAAUUCUAUGACAAACUCCUGGUGUCAAGAAUUGCUCGUGUCUGCAAAGGUGAUCUUGGUGGAAAACGCAUAUUGCAAAAAAGAUGGACGUCAUUUUUAAAAUCCAGACUUAUCUGUUCCGUUCCAGAAUCAAAUUUCCAGUUUAAUAUUGUUCAGGAUGUCUUUUUACUUAAGAGAGCAGACUGGCGGGAAAGCAUGUUUUAUGGAAUUUUUACUCAACAAUGGGGAAGGUUGGAUAUUUCUGCCGUUUGUGCAUUCAGUAUGAAAACUGUCCAAGAAGUCUUCGCCAAAGGAAACUAUAAAGGGCCAGUGACUGUGGAACAUUCCCAUGUUAAAUGGAUGGUGUUCAGGGGAGAAGUGCCACUCCCACGUCCCGGUGCUUGCAUUGAUAAUUUUGCCCGGAGUAUUGGAUACAACACUUCUCUUGAUUUGCCUGAUAAAAUUCUGCAGUUUGUUAGAGACCACCCUUUAAUGGAUAAUGCUGUAAAUCCAAUUGGUGAUAGGCCAGUGCUACUGAAAAGAGGUUCAAAUUACACCACGAUUGUAGUAGACAGAAUCACUGGCCUAGAUAAAAAAACAUAUGAUGUUCUGUUUAUAGGAACAGAUAAUGGAUAUUUGCAUAAAGCUCUCAACUGCGACGGGGAAAUGUUCAUUAUUGAGGAGAUACAGCUGUUUCAGUCCCCAGAGCCUGUACAAUCUCUUAAACUGUCUUCCAAAAAGGGCCUGCUCUAUGUCGGGUCUCCAUCCCAAGUGGUACAACUCCCCGUUUCAGUAUGCAGCCGAUAUAAACACUGCUUGGAUUGUGUUUUGGCAAGGGAUCCUUAUUGUGCGUGGUCUGAGUCUUUUGAGAAGUGUGCUCCAGUGGCUAAUCAAACAGGAGACUUGCAGGAUUUAAUUCAGAGUGUUAAAAAUGGUGAUGCUUCCAAAUGUCCUAAAAUAGGAAAUAAUGUCGAAAACUGUCCCGUUAGCAUUGGCAACAGUGUUCAUCUUAAAUGCGCGCCCAUGUCCAACCUGGCUAGGAUGGUGUGGAAGUUUAAUGGGAGCAGUCUUCAGGCAGAAGAUUCUAAAUACCUGCUUUAUGAUGGAGGAAUAGUCAUAUUUAAUGUGACAGUGGCUGAUGCUGGAUUUUAUGACUGUCAUUCUGUAGAGAGCGCUAAUGGGAAAGAAUUCCCUGUUACUGUGGCUAGCUACGUUCUUUCUACCCAACAGGACAGCGUUUUCAUUAUUACUAAGAAUUACACCACAAAUCAACCAAAUGCAGACACAACUCUGAAGGUUAAAUCUUUGGUAUCCUCUUCCUUGCUGAAUGACCCAGCAAAACAAAAAUCCCUGGAAGACCAAAAAGAGAAGCUUAUUUUAAAAUUCUUGGGAGCUGGAUUUGCACUCCUUUUUUCUUCCUUGCUGGUUUGGAACUUUUACAAAGGCCACCUGUCUGUGCCUUGGAAGAGCAGAGAAAAAAGCUCAAAAACAGGAAAUGCAGAUUGUUUGCCAGGUCCAACCUUGGCUACAGAGGGGUCGGACGCUAUGAGGAAAAGUUCAGCCACGCGAACUAACACCUCCACUGUUAAUGAAUCAGUACCACUUGUGAACUUUCCUUCCGAAGAGGAACGCAGCACUAAUGUACAACACAACACAAGUCUCACAAAGAGAUCUGGGACUUGCAGCUCACAAAGCUGUUUGGUUGAGGAUGAGACAAUGUUUCCUAUUGAGGAAUGUGGAAUGUAAAGUUUGAGUAGGAAUCACAAGCCCAAAAUCUAGUGAGCCAAGCUGCUAAACAUAAAUUCAUUUUCAGUUGCUGCUUUUGAAAAAGAUUGUUACAUUAGUUUUUGGUAUUUGUUUAA
Molecule: messenger RNA, 3698 nt
Organism: Terrapene triunguis (Three-toed box turtle)
Lineage: Eukaryota; Metazoa; Chordata; Testudines; Emydidae
Product: semaphorin-4E-like
Exons: 14
Coding region: 1129-3582 (817 amino acids)
Biological process (GO): semaphorin-plexin signaling pathway; axon guidance; positive regulation of cell migration
Molecular function (GO): semaphorin receptor binding; chemorepellent activity
Source: RefSeq, a predicted model, not a curated record